AUGAAAGCGGUGAUGGCAUACAAAAGCUGGGGAUAUGCUAUACUAAUGCAGAACUAUGACGUCAUGAUCAAGACUGUGUAUGAAACUGUUUCUAUAUUGGACAUGCUCGCAGGAGCGAACGAUGUGCACAUGAGACCAUGUGAAGGAUAUCGCUUACAAUGA
This is a messenger RNA of Cooperia oncophora, 162 nucleotides long. NCBI's taxonomy places the organism in Eukaryota, Metazoa, Nematoda, Chromadorea, Rhabditida, Trichostrongylidae. The record is from the annotation of a GenBank genome assembly.